Molecule: messenger RNA, 2358 nt
Organism: Centropristis striata (black sea bass)
Lineage: Eukaryota; Metazoa; Chordata; Actinopteri; Perciformes; Serranidae
Exons: 7
Coding region: 100-1953 (617 amino acids)
Source: RefSeq, a predicted model, not a curated record
AUGGAAUCUCUUUGAACUCUGCGAAUACACUCGGCAGAAACUAGCGCUUCAAAAUUUGCUUUCUUCAUCAUGUAUUGACAACCAGACGACUGAGUCCAAAUGAAGCACCUACAGAAUGUAAAAAUUAUGAUUAAAGUCAUGGUUGUUGUUUUGCACUGUGGAGGUUCCUCAGCUGACACGAGAAGGAAGCUCAGUGUCUUGGUGGGUGCAGAUGUGACUCUCAGCUGCCGGUUUGAUAAACUGUCCAAGCGUGUGGAGUGGAGCACUCUCACCAUUGAGUGGAACAUGGUGGAUAAACUUGCAGAGAAGAGGAUUGUGUACCUUUUCGAAGAUGGCAGAGCACAUGUGAACAGAUAUGGCACCGUGGUGGAUAGAAUGCGGCUGCUGGAAAGGGAUGCAUCUCUGCAGCUUCGUAAUGUGACUGUGGGGGAUGAAGGGCUGUACAACUGCAGAAUCAUCACACCUCUGGUCUACACAGAGGCCACCUCACUGGAAGUGCUGGCUCGGCCUUCAGUGUUGCUCCCACAAAAGGCAGCAGUGACAGAGGGGGAGGAGAAGACGAUACAGUGUGACAUCACACGUUUUUAUCCAGAGAAACUUGCAGUGACAUGGCUCCUCCAAAACGCCUCCCAUACUGUCCACACAGGUGCAAGCCACCUCUACCGUGUCUGCACAGAAAUGGCUAUACGCAAUCCAGAUGGCACCUACAGUAUUCACAGUGGCAUCACACUGCACUCCUCCACAGUGAAGGACGGAGAGUUACGCAUCAUCUGCCAGGUGGAACACCAGACCUUCAGCCGGCCAUAUAACACAUCUGUUACACUGACUGUUCAGGCUCCAUCACAGCCCCCGUACAGUGCAGCCACCCUGAUAGCUGUCAGCAGUGUCAUCAGCCUGCUGAUGGUUUCCUCUGUCAUCGGAGGUGCUUUGCUUCUCUACAGAUAUUUCUGUAAAGCUCCACCAAGUGUUUCUGAAAUCAGCCAACCCAGCAUCAUAUAUGCUCAGGUGCAGACUGAGCUGAAAUGCACCAUCCGAGGAGCAAGACAGCGUGAGCUCAAAGUGAAAUGGUUUAAACUAAGAAGCAGUGCAGACUCAGAGGUCCAGUCAGAAUCUGCCUCUCUGUUGGUCAGUGAGGAUCUGAGUGAACAGGCGUGUCUCCAGUCAGACGGCAGACACCACACAUCUGUCCUGACUGUGUGUCUGACUGUCACUGAAGACCUGACCAGAUACCAGUGUGUGGUGCUGUGCAGGGGCAAGCGCUUCAGCAGAAAGACAACAGUCCGGGUUAAAGUGGAGCCGUCUUUCCUCCAGAUCUCCAGCAUCCCUCAGAUCCCUAAAGUGGAGAGGCUGCUGGUUCUCUGCUGUCGGGUGGAGAACUUCCAUCCCCAGGACAUUGAGCUGGAGUGGUUCAGGAAUGACGGGGAGCCGGUUGGCCAAUUCACACAUUUUGGACCUUUCUCCGACCACAACCAUCUCUACAGUGUGUGGAGUAAGAUCCAGCUGGUCAUGGCCAGAGAGGACGAGAGUGCAAUCUACACUUGCCGUGUCUACCACUCCAGCUUUGCUGCUCCGGGUUAUAAAGACGUCCUGUACCACAUCAACACUCAAGGAACUCCUCCUAAUGUGAUGUUCAUCGACUGUGAGCCGCUGUGUCCUCUGCUGAAUGAAGAGUGUACACUGCACCUGUGCAUCAAAGACUUCUGUCCCGAGGACGUGUCAGUGACUUGGACUAAAGAUGGAGAGAUGGUUCACUCCGGCAUCUUCAACACUCCUCCAAGCCUGAACAUCAACGGCCUCUACUCCAUGUUCAGCUUUCUCAAGCUCACUCCCAACAAGGACAACCACGGUGGUGAGUUCAGGUGCCGGGUGGUCCACAGUGCCCAGAGGGAGCCUGAGGAGAGGCUCUUCACCCUGCUGGCAUCCCACGGCCUGCCGCUGAUAGACGGCUGCUGAUGUCCCCUUCAUGUAAAUGGUUGUAUUCCAUGUACAGUAGUCUGAUUUGUGAAAGUUAGGGUGUAGAUCAGUAGAGGUUCUCAUGAGUUUCUCACUUCUGCCUGCUGCUCUGCUAACAAUGCACUCGACAAGGUUAUUAUACUUACACUGUAACAAAAUGCUGUGUAUUUACGGUGAAUUUACAACAGUAUACUACUGUAUUUUAUAAUAAUUGUAAAAUACUGUUAAAUAUUCGUCCCUCACAUGUAAAUUAACAUUUAAAUUGGUCAAUUUACAAUAAAAGUAGAUAACUAUAAAUUAAAAGCGUUAAACACUAUUUGUAAUGAAUUGCUGUAAAAUAACACACACCAUUAUCCUACGAUCAUAUACUGUAAGCCAAAAUACGGUAAUAUAAUGUUAAAUUAA